AUGGUGACAAGCGUCGUCUAUGCGCCGGGCGCGCGGCUGCUGUUCUCGGCGGCGAUCGACGGCGCGAUCGGCGUUUGGACGGACAAGGGCGCGUUGCUGCAGCAGCAGCAGCAGCAGCAGCAGCAGCAGCAGCAGCAGCAGCAGCAGCAGAAGCAUCAGCGGCAGCUGACGCGCUCAUGCCAGCUCUCAUGCCUGCCCAUCGACCAUGCAGAGGCAACGCGCCUGCGCCACGCGCGACAAGCCGGCCAGGCCGGCCCCCGCCCCACCGCCAAUGGCGGCUCGUCGGGCAAGGCGGCCGCGCCGCCCUCCGCUGCAGCAGCGGCGGCGGCGGCCGCUGCGGCGGCCGCGGCGGCUGCCGCGCAGGCGGAAGAGGCGCCUGUACUCCUGCGUGUCUGUCCGGCGUUCCGCGGGUGGCAGCAUCCGUCGGCGGCCGUGCGCUUCGCUGCGGCCGACGCCCCACCACCGGCCGACAGCGGCGGCGGAGGCGGCGGCGGUAGCGCGGGGCGCGCGGAGCCGCGGCGGCACCCCAGCACGACGGGCAGCGACAACGGCAGGACGGCGCCGCCUGGGCUUGAUGGGGAGGGUGGCGCGGCCUCGGGGGGCGACGGCGGUGACGGUGACGGCGCGCCCCAGCAGCAGCAGCACGUAAUGUUGGGGCAGCGGGGGGCAAGGGAGGAGGAUUACUUUGCUGCCUGCCACACAGACGUGGUGAAAUGCAUUGUGAUCACAGACGGCGGGAAGAUCUUCACGGCUGGGUUUGACCGCGCGAUCUGCAUCUACGACAUCGAGAGACUCUCCAAAGGGCGCGACUGCUUCCGCCGCAUCCGCGACUGCGCGCGCGCCGCCAUCACGAGCCUUUCCCUCGACGCUCGCGGCGGCGUGCUGCUCGCCGGCAGCUUGGAGGGCGCGCUCCGCGUGUGGAGCCUCGAGGGGAGGUGCCUCGACAAGUUCGAAGGCCUCAGCAGCCGUCCGAUCAGCGCCGUUGCGGUGCCACAGACUCGCGUGUGGUGGGCGACGGGGCGGUUUGACCGGGUCAACGUGUGCGACCCCAGGGCGCCUGCAAACGUGACGCAGUACGUGGCGCAGCAGAACCACCUGCUCAAACACCAGGUGGAGCUGCUGUACGCGCCGCCUGGCACGGACCUGGUGCUGGCCGCCACGCGGGACCGGUCCCUGGUGGCCUGGCAGCACAAUCCAACAGCCGCACACAGGGUCUUCAAGGCCCACGAAGACUGGGUGGAGGGCCUCGUGGCCUCAAGCACGGGCCCAGAUCCCACUGAUGAGCGCCUGUUCAGCUUCUCGGCCGACGGGGCGGUGCGUCUGUGGGUGCUGGAUGCGGAACAGGCCUGCGACGUCUACCGCCUCCUGGACGAGGUGCCCCUGGCCCCCUCCAACGUGCACUGCCUGGUGUUCCAAAAAGAGCGCGAGUGCCUGAUCGCCGGCUGCGCAGAUGGCGCCGUGCGGCUGCACUUUUUGGACGGCCGCGUGCCCAUCCACAAUGACGUCGCCCUGCCGACGGUGCUCACAGGCCACCAGGGGGUGGUGUCCGGUCUGGCGCUGGUGGGCCCUGACAUGCUGCUGAGCGCCGGCCACGACGGCACCCUCAGGCUGUGGGACCUCGCUACGAUGAAGCAGCUGCUCGUCGAGGCCGGCAGCUCGCGCCGCACGCCGGUGACGUGUCUGGAGUGGUGCGCGGACAGGCAGGAGGCUGCCCUGUGCGUCCAGGGCAGCCGCGCAUAUGUCUGGAGCCUCAGGCGGCCGCAGGCGCCCACGCUGCAGCUGGUGCUCGACCACUUUGAGAAGAAAAGCGGCGAUGACGACGGCGGCGGCGGCGGCAGCAAGGACCAGGCCGCGGCGGGCAGUGGGGCCGGCGGCGGCGGCGGCGACGCUGACAUCAUCCCGGUCAAAAAGUCAGACAUGCGGUGGCUGACCCGGUCGGACCUAGAGGGGCUGCCCUCUCAGGCGGAGCGGGAGGCGGCGGCGGCGGCGGAUGCGGGGCGGCGGGCGGCGCUGCCUGAGCUUGUGGCGGAGGCGAUAAGGGAUGCGGCGGUGGACGUUCCCGAGGUCACGCAGAUCCGCUGGGCCGGCUUCCGUGACUGCUGGGUGACGUCGGCCGACGAUGACGUCAUCAGGACCUGGUCUACUACCGGGAAGCAGCUGCAGUCCCUGCCGUCGAAGGGUGGCCGCGUCAACUGCCUGUUUGUCGACGAGGCACACGGCGCGGUGCUUGCGGCGGCGGCGAACAAGUGUGUGUAUGUUUAUGGUUUGGAGGAUGCCACACCCCUGGCAAGGUAG
This is a messenger RNA of Monoraphidium neglectum, 2295 nucleotides long. Its product is annotated as flagellar associated protein. The transcript is spliced from 10 exons. Gene Ontology annotation, cellular component: preribosome, large subunit precursor. Bases 1 to 2295 code for a protein of 764 amino acids. The record is from RefSeq and is a predicted model, not a curated record. Lineage: Eukaryota; Viridiplantae; Chlorophyta; Chlorophyceae; Sphaeropleales; Selenastraceae. Gene Ontology annotation, molecular function: protein binding.